AUGAUGUUUGUUUCCGGCGAAACCUGCGAACCAUCUGCAGAAACUGCUGGAAUGGUGGAAGAAAUUGUGAGGGGCCAGAUUAUUGAGAUGCUACAAAAAUGCUCCUCAAUUGCGUCCCGUCGCGGGUCUCGCUCCCUUUCGACGCAGGAUCUCAUCUUCCUUAUGAGUCAUGAUAUAGGGAAGGCCUCUCGGUUACGGACCUAUUUAUCAUGGAAAUAUGUCCGGAAGAGCGCAAGAGAUAAUGAUCCGUCACUGGGCGCCGAGGUGCACGAUUCUGGAGACCAUCCCGACGACCCGGUGGGGCCUACUACGAUGGGGCAGAAGCGGGUAAGGACCGCUCUUCCGUGGGGCAUUGCUAGUUCAUUCUCCGAACAAUUCGAUGAAACCGAGGAAGGCGAAGACGAAGACGCGGUAGAAGAGAACGCAGCCACACUGCAGCGUCUCAGAAAUGCCGAUGAACGCACGCGAGGUAUGACUAGAGACCAAUACGUACAUUGGUCACGAUGUCGCCAGGCAUCCUUCACAUACCGCAAAGGAAAGAGAUUUCGGGACUGGGUUGGGAUAAGAACCAUUACAGAUGCAACGCUUGAUGAUGAUAUUAUCGACAUUCUCGGUUUCUUGGCCUUCGAAAUUGUCCAGACUCUUACGGAAGAAGCGUUGGAGGUAAAGCGGUUAGAGCAUAAGGUUUCAUUGGGGGCUCGAGAGGAAAGCAAAAAGCGGAAGCGGGGGAAUCUCUGGUUUUCCGCUGAGGAGCAGAGGACCCCUAUUGAACAACGACAUAUUGUAGAGGCUUUCCGAAGGCUUCAAUCCCCGAAGCCCAAAUGGCGGGCCAUGAAGAACCUUUCGGCUGGAGUGUUCAAAUCAAAAUUGACUUUGGUAUAG
Tuber melanosporum (Perigord truffle) is the source of this 882-nucleotide messenger RNA. RefSeq lists its product as uncharacterized. NCBI's taxonomy places the organism in Eukaryota, Fungi, Ascomycota, Pezizomycetes, Pezizales, Tuberaceae. Gene Ontology annotation, biological process: transcription by RNA polymerase II. Gene Ontology annotation, molecular function: transcription coregulator activity; protein heterodimerization activity. The record is from RefSeq and is a predicted model, not a curated record. The coding region runs from base 1 to 882 and encodes 293 amino acids. Gene Ontology annotation, cellular component: SAGA complex. The transcript is spliced from 2 exons.